This is a messenger RNA of Menidia menidia (Atlantic silverside), 2062 nucleotides long. Lineage: Eukaryota; Metazoa; Chordata; Actinopteri; Atheriniformes; Atherinopsidae. The record is from the annotation of a GenBank genome assembly.
UCCUCUUCAGCCAUAAGUGCUCCGGUCGGUGAGCAGCUCCAGGUCUGCUGAGGUGGAGAUGAGCUGAUGGAGACCCUCUUGCUGGUGGAGCCGAGGCCUGCGUAUCCAGAGCCCCGGGUCUGAUCAUCCGACAUGGCGCCCUUACCUCCAGGCGUCCGCCUGCUGCUGUGCUUCCACAGUGAGCAGUGGUACAGAGCUGUGACCUUCAUCCUCACCUUCCUACUCUACACUAGCUUCCACCUCUCCAGGAAACCCAUCAGCAUCAUCAAGAGUGAGCUUCAUAAAAACUGCUCUUCUGCCAUUGAGCUGUCCACCAUGACGUCGGGCAGUGGUGGGAAUCAAGAGCCCUCCCUAUCGUCACUUCCCACAGACGUGGACUGCAGCUGGAAGCCCUUUGAUAAAAGUAACUACAAACAGCUGCUGGGAGCCCUGGACUACUCCUUCCUGUGUGCCUACGCAGUGGGAAUGUUCCUCAGUGGCAUCAUUGGAGAGCGGCUGCCCAUCCGGCUGUACCUCUCCGUGGGCAUGCUGGCCAGCGGCCUCUUCACCUGCUUAUUCGGGCUGGGAUACGUUUACAACAUCCACAGUCUGGCCUUCUACAUAUCCGUCCAGGUGGCCAAUGGCCUGGUCCAAACCACCGGCUGGCCCAGUGUGGUGACCUGCAUUGGUAACUGGUUUGGAAAGGGACGGCGUGGACUCAUCAUGGGCCUGUGGAACUCCCACACCUCAGUGGGAAACAUCCUGGGAUCUCUGAUCGCUGGUUACUGGGUCUCUUCUAACUGGGGCCUGUCUUUCAUUGUUCCGGGACUCAUCAUUGCAGCCAUGGGCCUGGUGUGCUUCCUCUUCCUCAUUGAGCAUCCCAAUGACCUAAAAGCCACGUUUGCUCAGAACCGGUCUCAAAGCAACAGUGUUCCUGCUAAGAGUUGGAGAGGAGCAAAUGGACAUGCUGAGGCUCAGUACAAGGACAACAGAAAACAGAGCUAUGACACAGAGCUGCUGCUGCCCAGGGACGGUGUGCGUGUCCCCGUGCAGCCCGUGGUGGUGGUGAAGAGCGAGGCUGAGCCGUCGGCCAUCAGCUUCAUGGGGGCCCUAAGGAUUCCAGGGGUGAUUGAGUUCUCUUUGUGUCUGCUGUUUGCCAAGCUGGUCAGUUAUACUUUCCUCUUCUGGCUGCCACUGUACAUCACCAAAGCUGCUCAUCUGGAUGCAAAGAAAGCGGGAGACCUGUCCACCCUGUUUGACGUCGGGGGAAUUGUCGGGGGGGUCCUGGCCGGGGUGAUCUCUGAUAAAGUGGGAAAGAGAGCCAGCACCUGUGCAGUGAUGCUCCUGCUGGCUGCUCCCACGCUCUACGGCUUCUCCAUGAUCAGCGAGCUGGGCCUGAGGCCGACUGUCGGGAUGUUGCUGGUCUGUGGAGGUCUGGUGAACGGGCCCUAUGCUUUGAUCACCACUGCAGUAUCAGCCGACCUGGGAACCCACAAAAGUCUGAGAGGGAACGCCCGGGCUCUGUCUACUGUCACUGCCAUCAUCGAUGGAACAGGCUCUGUAGGCGCUGCUCUGGGGCCCCUGCUGGCCGGCCUGCUGUCUGCAGGUGGCUGGGACCAGGUCUUCUACAUGCUGAUGACCGCUGACUUCCUGGCCCUGCUGCUUUUGUUACGACUUGUGACGAAGGAGCUGACCUCAUCAAAAUCCCGUUCCAUCUCCUCUGUUGAGCUGAAGAAGCACUGAGCAGUCUGAGGGCCCAGCUGCUGCCCCCCCCCCUAAAACCACUGAUCUGAGCCCAGGAGGAGCUGGUUGCCGUUCCUGCACAGGCUGAACCAGCUGCUCUGUCGAACCUGUGUGGAGAACCCUGCCUCUCUGGGGGGCGUUUGGACCUCAGAGCAGACAUUUUGUAAAGUAGCGCUCUUUGAAACAGCAGCUUCCAGCUCAGGUUCCUGCUGCUGCCACUAAACAAACCCAAGAUCUGACCUCCUUCUACUGGUCAGCUUUCUAUCAGCUCAUGUUCCUGCCAUCACAACUCAGAGGUCCUGGUCCUAUACCUGGUCCCUGUCCCAUACCUGCACCUGCA